Dovyalis caffra is the source of this 936-nucleotide messenger RNA. Lineage: Eukaryota; Viridiplantae; Streptophyta; Magnoliopsida; Malpighiales; Salicaceae. The record is from the annotation of a GenBank genome assembly.
AUGAAGGAGAAUGGUUGUGAUACGGAAGAGAAUGAAGAUCUAUUAAAGAAGAGGCUGAUGAGAACUGAUAAAAAAGUGAACUAUGCUGAGAAUGAUGUUGCACUAGAUGAGGUAGUGUUCUGGGAGAAACAUAGGAAGAUUAGGAAGAAGAAUGGGGUAUCAGCAAAUUAUGGGUUUAGGACUCGAAAAGAACAAGUUGAGCAGGGCAACAAAUUCAAGUGCACUACUAAGUUUACUAAGGAGGAGUGCUUGUUGUGUGAUCAAUGUCAUAGAAAGGGCAAGGGUCAUGUUGUAGGGUGCCUGAAAUGUAAAAGAAAGCGCUAUUGUAUCCUUUGCUUGACAAAAUGGUAUCCUAAGAUGAUAGAGGAUGACAUUGCCAAUGCUUGUCCAAUAAGUCUUGAAAAUUGCAAUUGUAAAUCUUGUUUGCGUCUACAUGCGCCAAUAAAAGACCUAAAAAUUUUAGAUCUAGAACGGUUAGAUGAAGAACAGAUGAUGGAGAGAAAGAUUAAGUUUAGGAUAAAAGGUGUACCACUGGCAGACUCAGAGGUAGAAAAUGUUGGAUGCCCUGCAGAUGAGCUCAUAUCUGAGGAUUUAAUUAGACAAAAGUCUGGAUGGAAAGCAUAUGAAGAUGGAAGAAUUUCUUGUGCUUGUGGUUUUAAUUCCAUUGGCGAUCUUGAUAUCAGUAACAAUUUAUUAAAAUGGGCAUCUCGAGAAGAUUUUAACGAUAACUAUUUGUUCUAUUCAAAAGACAAUGAGAUCAAAGAGGAUGUCUUGAAGCAUUUUCAGUACCAUUGGAAGAAAGCUGAGCCUAAAAUUGUGGGGAAGAAAGAGAAGAAAGAGCGUCCUGGUGAUUUAGAUGAAUUCCUUGUGAAGUAUCAGGUGACAAUUGUUAAUGGUACUUUGACGAUGCUACAUGGGAAGUCGUUGAAGAAUUAG